This is a messenger RNA of Myotis brandtii (Brandt's bat), 3349 nucleotides long. RefSeq names its product ATP-binding cassette, sub-family F (GCN20), member 3 (gene ABCF3). Gene Ontology annotation, molecular function: ATP hydrolysis activity; ATP binding. Lineage: Eukaryota; Metazoa; Chordata; Mammalia; Chiroptera; Vespertilionidae. Bases 127 to 2256 code for a protein of 709 amino acids. The record is from RefSeq and is a predicted model, not a curated record. The transcript is spliced from 21 exons.
CCACGCUUUGCUUAUGUCACCACUACGCAUGCGCCAUGAAAGGAGGGACGCGCUUUCGGGGAAGGGCAGGGGUGGGCCUUGGCCGGGGUCUCACCGCGACUGCGCGGAAGGGAGCCGGACUGUAACAUGGCGACUUGCGCUGAAAUCCUGCGGAGCGAGUUUCCCGAAAUUGACGGACAGGUCUUCGACUACGUAACCGGCGUCUUGCACAGCGGCAGCGCGGACUUCGAGUCCGUGGACGACCUGGUGGAAGCUGUGGGGGAACUGUUGCAAGAGGUGUCCGGGGACAGCAAGGAUGACGCGGGCAUCAGAGCCGUGUGUCAGCGCAUGUACAACACUCUGCGCCUGGCCGAGCCGCAGAGCCAGGGAAACAGCCAGGUGCUGCUGGACGCCCCCAUCCAGUUGUCAAAGAUCACGGAGAACUACGACUGUGGCACCAACCUUCCAGGGCUGCUGAAGAGGGAACAGUCCUCGACAGUGAAUGCAAAGAAGCUAGAGAAGGCUGAGGCUCGACUAAAGGCAAAGCAGGAGAAACGUUCAGAGAAGGACACACUCAAGACCAGCAACCCUCUAGUCUUGGAAGAGGCAUCAGCCAGCCAGGCAGGCAGCAGAAAGGAGAGUCGGUUGGAAUCAUCUGGCAAGAACAAAUCCUACGAUGUGCGAAUUGAGAACUUUGACGUGUCUUUUGGCGAUAGGGUGCUGCUGGCUGGUGCAGAUGUGAACCUGGCAUGGGGCCGCCGCUAUGGGCUAGUGGGCCGGAAUGGGCUGGGGAAGACAACAUUGUUGAAGAUGCUGGCCACCCGGAGCCUGCGAGUCCCAGCCCAUAUUUCCCUGCUGCACGUAGAGCAGGAGGUUGCUGGAGAUGACACCCCUGCCCUGCAGAGUGUGCUGGAGAGUGACACUGUACGAGAAGACCUCCUGCAGCGAGAGCGGGAGCUCAGUGCCCAGGUUGCUGCUGGCAGGGCUGAGGGCUCAGAAGCUGCACAGCUGGCAGAAAUCUAUGCCAAACUGGAGGAGAUUGAGGCUGACAAGGCACCUGCCAGGGCAUCAGUCAUUCUUGCUGGACUUGGCUUUACCCCUAAAAUGCAGCAGCAGCCCACCCGGGAGUUCUCAGGUGGCUGGAGGAUGAGACUGGCCCUGGCCCGGGCCCUGUUUGCUAGGCCAGAUCUUCUGCUGUUAGACGAACCCACAAACAUGCUGGAUGUAAGGGCCAUCCUAUGGCUGGAGAAUUACCUGCAGACGUGGCCCUCCACAAUUCUGGUCGUCUCCCACGACCGAAACUUCCUGAAUGCCAUAGCCACAGACAUCAUCCACCUGCACAGCCAGCGGCUAGAUGGCUACCGGGGAGACUUUGAGACCUUUAUCAAAAGCAAGCAGGAGCGACUACUCAACCAGCAGCGUGAAUAUGAGGCACAGCAGCAGUAUCGCCAGCAUAUCCAGGUUUUCAUUGACCGGUUUCGCUACAAUGCCAACAGAGCCUCUCAAGUACAGAGUAAACUCAAGAUGCUGGAGAAGCUGCCAGAGCUGAAACCCGUGGACAAGGAGCUGGAAGUAGUGAUGAAGUUCCCUGAUGGGUUUGAGAAGUUCUCACCACCAAUUCUGCAGCUGGACGAGGUGGAUUUCUACUAUGAUCCUAAACACGUCAUCUUCAGCCGUCUCUCCGUCUCUGCUGAUCUUGAAUCCCGCAUCUGUGUGGUUGGGGAGAAUGGGGCUGGGAAGUCUACCAUGCUGAAGCUGCUUAUGGGGGACCUAACACCUGUUCGAGGCAUCAGACAUGCUCACCGGAAUCUGAAGAUUGGCUAUUUCAGCCAGCACCACGUGGAACAGCUGGACCUGAACGUCACUGCUGUGGAGCUGCUGUCACGCAAGUUUCCUGGACGGCCUGAGGAGGAGUAUCGUCACCAGCUGGGCCGAUAUGGCAUCUCUGGAGAACUGGCUGUGCGCCCUGUUGCCAGCUUGUCUGGGGGCCAGAAGAGCCGGGUAGCCUUUGCUCAGAUGACUAUGCCCUGCCCCAACUUCUACAUUCUGGAUGAACCCACAAACCACCUGGAUAUGGAGACAAUUGAGGCUCUUGGCCGUGCUCUCAACAAUUUCAGGGGCGGCGUGAUUCUGGUAUCCCACGAUGAGCGCUUCAUCAGGCUGGUGUGCCAGGAGUUGUGGGUGUGCGAAGGAGGCGGCGUCACCCGGGUCGAGGGGGGAUUUGACCAGUACCGUGCUCUUCUCCAGGAACAGUUCCGCCGUGAGGGCUUCCUCUAGGCCCAACAAGCUGAGGGCUAUGCCCAGGACAUGGACUGGUCUCUCAGACCCCUGGGCCACCAUGUAGGCAACCAUCUCCAGGCCACGGACCUCCCCUGACUUUGGGGACAGCCUUAUUCCCAAAUCUCUCCUUUUGACUGGAGCAUGCUCUGCACAAUCCAGGGAACCACAUCUUAGGGUCUGUGAGGACUGGUCUUCUAAGUGGAAGGGGUAGGGGGGUACCCUCUGGGGUUAUAGUCCUCCACUGCCCCAGCUCUGACUGGGCCCCAGGUGGCUGCUGUGUAAAUUAAAUCUUCUUGCCUCAUCUCUGCUGUUCCCUGGCAGGGCUGCAGUGUGUUAAGGGGUGUGGGCUCUCUGAUUUGUUAUUCUCCUGUGACAUUUGUAUCAAUCACAAAGAGGAGGUUAUAGCAUCACCAGCCUUGACCCUGGAAGGAGACAUCACUAAAGCCACUGGGGCUCAGAGGUCACCUGCCUGACCUUGCAGUGGGCUGGGCUGUUGAAUGAAGGGCAGUGUGUUACAUCACUGUGGGCUUGGCCUCACUGCUUAAGAGAGUGAACUGAUUCUGUAAUCCUGCAGCUUUAGACAUGGUUUGUCAUCUGCUUUCUCCUGUGGUCUCUGGCCCAGGCUCACCCUGCUUCUCUGAUCUGGACCUUCAGAAGGGGCUGAAGAGAAAUUGUCUUUGUCCCUGUUUUGCUUGGGUGGUUUCUUUAUUUUUCCCUCUAACCAUGUAAGAGGGGCCUGGGAAGAUAUUGAAAAUGGUGUCUAAUGGGAAGAAAUAGAGCACUUUGUUUUCAAAUUAAGCAGUCUUAAGUGUGGGGUGGGAUGUUUCACAGAGGUAAUCAGAUUUAUAAAUAUUGUUUCUCGAGGGCUCAGCUGUAUAUGUAAUUGUUAUACAGAAGACACUGACAUAGAGACAUUGUGUUGCUCUCCGUGAUGAUGGAGGAAACCAGUCAACUGAAGGAACUUGCUGGCUUCAUGGAGAAUUAUAGUCACAAAGCUCAACCAAGGAAUGUUAACUCAGCUGGUGAGGUUAUUAUAGUGCAGGUAGGUGGAGGGAGAUACCUGUUUUUGGAGUAAAGGAGAAUAAAGACA